This is a messenger RNA of Ceratitis capitata (Mediterranean fruit fly), 1249 nucleotides long. It is a transcript of the gene Rbm13, whose product is annotated as protein MAK16 homolog. NCBI's taxonomy places the organism in Eukaryota, Metazoa, Arthropoda, Insecta, Diptera, Tephritidae. Gene Ontology annotation, cellular component: preribosome, large subunit precursor; nucleolus. The transcript has 4 exons. Gene Ontology annotation, biological process: maturation of LSU-rRNA; maturation of 5.8S rRNA. The coding region runs from base 120 to 1112 and encodes 330 amino acids. The record is from RefSeq and is a predicted model, not a curated record.
UUGUCAAAGUUCUGACGUUUCUUAUGUUUUGAGUUGGCUUUGCACGUGUUUUGGGCAUUGGAAUUCACAAUAUUGAAUUAUAUUUUCGUAGAUAAUUUAAUUUAAUUUAAAACGACAUAAUGCAACACGACGAUGUGGUAUGGAGCAUUAUAAACAAAUCAUUUUGCUCGCAUAAAGUCAAAACCGACACACGCACAUUCUGCAGGCAUGAGUACAAUUUAACUGGUCUGUGUACUCGCCGCACUUGUCCGCUGGCCAACUCGCAGUAUGCCACAGUACGAGAAGAAAAGGGUAUAAUAUACCUUUACAUGAAGACCGCCGAACGAUCGCAUAUGCCAAACAAAUUAUGGGAGCGCGUAAAACUAUCGCGCAAUUUUGAAAAGGCGUUGGAGCAAAUAAACGAAAACUUAGUGUUUUGGCCAAAAUAUAUGAUUUCGAAAAACAAACAGCGUUUUCUAAAAAUUACACAGUAUCUGAUACGUAUGCGUAAACUGAAACUACGACGACAAAAGUUGAUAGUACCGCUAUCGCGUAAGAUCGAGCGAAGAGAAGCGCGACGAGAACAGAAGGCAUUGAUUGCUGCUAAAAUUGAUAAUCAUAUUGAAAAAGAGUUGAUGGAGCGUUUGAAAAGCGGCACUUAUCAAGAUAUCUAUAAUUUCCCACAAACAGCAUUCAAUAAAGCAUUGGAAGCGGAAGAGGUGGAAGAUGAAGAGGUAAGCGAAGAUGAGGAGCAAGAAGUUGAAAAAGAAAUGGAAGUGGACGAAGAUGUACGACGUGAGUUAUUGGAUGAAGAGUUUGUUGAAGCGAAUUCAGAGGACGAAGAAGAAGAUAGUAAUGAUGAAGCAGAUAGUGAUUCCGGCGAUCGGGAAGAAAUUGAGGUCGACAGCGAUUUCGCAGCUUCCGAUAGUGAUGAUGAUGACGCUGACGACAUUGAGGAUACACCCGCGCCCGGUGCUUUCGUACGUGCUCCAGCGAAAUCAAGUAAAAAGACAACCGCGGACGCGCCUAGCAGCAGUAAAACAGCGAAACGUCGUCUCAAGAAACCCAAGGUGGAAAUCGAAUAUGAAAUGGAAACUGAAACUGCUGCAGAGAGGCAAAGGCUACAUAACUGAGGUAUACGUCUACCGAGUCCAAUUGUCGGUAGCUCCCUUAAUUACUUACUGCGUUAGCGAAGUUGUGGCAUUAAUUGUAGUAAUGCAUUUUUUAAAUCAUUCUAGUGGUAUCAAUUUGUAUGUGUAUAUGUGUAAAA